AUGGAUCAGCUUUCUGAACAUAUUUUUGAGCUCAGGGCAAAAGUUGAAGAAAAGACCAAACAAAUCAAGGAUCUACAAACGAGUCUUGGUUUAGUUCUAGCAAAUUAUUUCAAUCUCAAGAACGUAUUGUACGAUGACUUUGGUGAGAAAGUUAAAUCCCUUUUCCAACAGCCUCAUGGAGUAGUUGAUCCUCCUUCUAUUCAAUCACCUCUUGCAACUGAUGAUCUACCUGUUGAAAAAGAACCUGAAGAAAGCAGAGCCAGAAUCACAAUCAAGACAGGCAUCCGAAUGUGGGCCUUUGAUCCAGUGACGAAAUUGUGGGUUGUAAAGCGAAAAUCAGGAGCAUCUGAAUGUUACAAAAGCACCCAUGAUUUCAACUCCUGGACCAAAACUGAUCUAGCUGAAUUAUCCAGGGCCCCAUUCCAUAACCCCUCUGAAGAUCCAAAUGCUUCAAAUUUCAAAAGAUUUCUCGACAGAUAG
Molecule: messenger RNA, 480 nt
Organism: Lactuca saligna
Lineage: Eukaryota; Viridiplantae; Streptophyta; Magnoliopsida; Asterales; Asteraceae
Source: the annotation of a GenBank genome assembly